AUGCUUACGUUUUCAGAAGCCAGUUUACCAGCGAGACAGUUGUUUGCAUUCUCAAUGGAUAAAGAGCUUCUGAGUAAAAGAAGACAAGAAGAAGUAGAUAACGUUAUACGAUCAUCAACUGAACGACUAUGGAAAACAUACAACUUUAGUGUUGAAUAUAUUCUGUCAGAUCAUCCGUCGAAACUAUCCUUACCGACAAGCAAGUCAAUACAACCGGAACGAAUACUUGUUCACUCAUCCGAAUGUUCGUCCUCUUCAAAAAUAACUACUGAGCAGGUGGAAAACGAAAACAAUUCAUCAUGUGACAUGUGGCGUUGGGAAAUUAUUGAUGCAAUAAGUCAGUACAUACCAUCAUUUUAUCUUCGUAAACAAUAUCAUUCAGAUGGUCGUGUUAUAGUGGAUAAGUAUGAAGACUCAUGUGUGCCACGGACAGCAGUUAAAGAAAUCAGAGAUAUGCACAAGAAUCAACCUAAAGUCGAGAAAACGACCUAUCUACUCACUGUACUGAAAAACGAAGAUAGUAAAAACAGUAAAGUGACCGCUUUUAAAGUGGACAAAUGCUCACCAUCUAAAAUUAAUUCAUGGGAUAUACCAAUCAGAAAAUGGUUAAAAAAUAAUGAUGGUAGACUGUGCGAACCCAAACUUUCAGGGAGCGUUCUUGAAAAAACCGGUUUCUGA
Messenger RNA from Heterobilharzia americana, 678 nucleotides. NCBI's taxonomy places the organism in Eukaryota, Metazoa, Platyhelminthes, Trematoda, Strigeidida, Schistosomatidae. The record is from the annotation of a GenBank genome assembly.